AGAAAAAAAAAACCUUCUACCCAACUCCUACAAAUUUAGGUCAGUUGAAGAGAGUCCAAUUAUAAAGCAGCUCAAAUAAAGGAGUCAUUUUAACACAUAGCCAAAGAUCACUGGGUAAAGUCAUGUUGUUUCUGCUGAAUAAUGACCUGAUAUAUAUUACAUGUUAAAACACCAAUGAAAACAUUCUUGCACACAAAUACAAGCACUUGAAGAAUGGAGGUUGGCCUACGAUUAGCAGUGAGUGUUUUUGAGCUGAUCACAGUUGUUGUGUUGGGUGGGUCUCUUAAUGGUCUAAAAGAAAGAAAUCAGCUUAUAGAUAAUCAGACUGCUGCUGGUUUCAGUGCUGAGGCUUCACUGGUGAAAUGUACCCUGCACGGUACCCCUCGCCAACCUGCAUUCUCCAAAGAUGGGGACUUUGUUAUUGGAGGAGCUUUUUUCCUUCACUUGCAAAUGCACACAGCAAUUAAUAACUACACCACCAAGACCAAGCUUCCAAGAUGCAAAGGGAGCUUUAGUGCAAGGGCGCUGCGCUUUUCUCGCACAAUGAUCUUUGCAAUUGAGGAGAUAAACAACAGCACAAAGUUGCUGCCUGGCGUCAGACUCGGAUAUCAAAUAUUUGACACGUGCGCCUCUGUGCUCGUAGCCACACAGGUGGCAUCUCAACUUCUAAACGGCCAAGACACUGUGUUUUAUGAAGAAAAUAACUGUUCAAAAUCUGGAAAGGUGAUUGCUGCUGUUGGAGACUCUGGAUCUACUCCAUCCAUCAGCAUCUCACGUAUCUUCAGGUCCUUUGAUGUGCCUCUAGUAAGCUACUUUGCCACUUGUGCCUGCCUAUCUGAUAAAAAGCAGUUCCCCACAUUUUUCAGAACAAUUCCCAGUGAUCAUUAUCAAGCUGACGCACUGGCCAAGCUGGUGAAACAUUUUGGUUGGACUUGGAUAGGAGCUGUCCACUCAGACUCAGAUUAUGGAAAUAAUGGCAUAGCCUCUUUUCUUGACUCCGCACUCAGAGAGGGGAUCUGUGUGGAGUACAUUGAAUCGUUUUAUCGAACUGACUCAAGGAACAAGAUCAGAACAGUAGCUGAUGCUAUCCGCAGAUCAACAGCCAUUGUUGUUGUGGCAUUUACAGCCGAGGGUGACAUGAGAGUCCUCUUAGAGGAGCUGAACCAACAGCCUCCUCCACCUCGUCAGUGGAUUGGUAGUGAAGGCUGGAUAACUGACCCACACUUGAUGAGCUUCAGUUUCUGUGCAGGGGCCAUCGGAGUAGCCAUUCAACAAGCUGUAAUUCCAGGCUUGAAAAACUUCCUUCUGGAUCUCUCUCCAUCUGAAGUGGCUGCUUCCUCAGUGCUGACAGAGUUCUGGGAGGAUGCAUUCAACUGCAGCUUGAAAAAUACUGCUGAUCUAAACAAUAGAGAGUGUGAUGGAACUGAAGACAUUAAAGCUCUUAAAAGCUUGUACACUGAAACAUCUCAGUUAAGAGUUACUAACAUGGUUUACAAGGCUGUGUAUGCAAUAGCACAUGCCAUUCACAAUGCAGUGUGUCAGGAAACAAACACAACCACUAAGUGUGACAAACACAUGCAUUUGGAGCCAAAGCAGGUUUCUAUUAAACUAAAAAAAGUAAACUUUUACCAAAACGGUUACCAUGUGUCAUUUGAUGCUAAUGGGGACUCUGUGGCUUUUUACGAGCUGGUAAAUUGGCAGCAAAGUGAUAAUGGGGUUACUGAACUGGUAACAGUGGGGUACUAUGAUGCAUCACUGCCGAAGGGCCAGGAGUUUCGUGUCAACAGGAACUUAACCUGGAUGGCAGGUGGCAAACAAGUACCAGCAUCCGUUUGCUCUGAGAGUUGUUCUCCAGGAACUCGUAAAGUGUUGCAGAAAGGAAAACCUAUCUGUUGUUACGAUUGCAUACCAUGUCCUGAAGGAGAGAUCACUAAUAUCACAGAUUCACUUGAUUGCUUCCCGUGCCCCAGAGAGUUCUGGCCUAAUGCAGCAAAUAAUGCUUGUUUCCCCAAACCUGUAGAGUUUCUAUCCUAUGAAGAAAUCCUCCCAACCACCCUUGCUGCAUUCUCUGUUAGUGGGGCCUGUCUGGCCAUCAUUACAGCAGUGGUUUUCUUUCAUCACAGAACAACCCCGAUUGUCCGAGCCAACAACUCUGAGUUGAGCUUCUUGUUGCUCUUCUCUCUGACUCUGUGUUUCUUAUGUUCUUUAACAUUUAUUGGAGCACCCUCUGAAUGGUCCUGCAUGCUACGACACACAGCGUUUGGUACCACAUUUGUUCUUUGUAUCUCGUGCAUUCUUGGGAAAACUAUAGUGGUUUUAAUGGCCUUCAAAGCUACACUUCCAGAUAGUAAUGCCAUGAAAUGGUUUGGUCCUAAACAACAAAGAAUGACUGUAGUAUCUUUUACUUUUAUUCAAGUUAUAAUAUGUACUGUGUGGUUGGUCAUGAGUCCUCCCUUUCCAAUGAAAAAUCUAACCACUUACAAGGACAAGAUCAUCCUGGAAUGUGCAUUAGGCUCUGCUGUUGGCUUCUGGGCUGUGCUUGGCUACAUUGGUCUGCUGGCUGUAUUUUGCUUUGUGUUAGCUGUUCUAGCUCGUAAACUACCUGAUAAUUUUAAUGAGGCCAAGAUGAUAACCUUCAGCAUGUUGAUAUUUUGUGCAGUCUGGAUCACCUUCAUCCCAGCAUAUAUCAGUUCUCCUGGAAAAUUCACUGUGGCUGUCGAGAUAUUUGCCAUUUUGGCCUCCAGUUUUGGACUGAUACUGUGUAUAUUUGCUCCAAAGUGUUUCAUUAUUUUGUUUCAGCCAGAGAAAAACACCAAGAAAUAUUUGAUGAACAAAAACUGAUUGUAAAAUCACCAGAAAA
Messenger RNA from Girardinichthys multiradiatus, 2860 nucleotides. Its product is annotated as extracellular calcium-sensing receptor-like. The record is from RefSeq and is a predicted model, not a curated record. The transcript is spliced from 8 exons. Gene Ontology annotation, molecular function: G protein-coupled receptor activity. Gene Ontology annotation, cellular component: membrane. Gene Ontology annotation, biological process: G protein-coupled receptor signaling pathway. Lineage: Eukaryota; Metazoa; Chordata; Actinopteri; Cyprinodontiformes; Goodeidae. The coding region runs from base 214 to 2841 and encodes 875 amino acids.